CGCCUCGCGCCGAGGAUGCUGAAGAUGAAGCUGCCCCUGAAGCCGACGAGCCACAGGGCGGCGGCGGAAGAGGCGGCCGCGGCGGCGCUGGGGCUGAAGGAGGCCGGCGCGGCCCCGGACUGCCACCCCUCGCCGCCGCCGCCACAGCAGCAGCCGCAGCCGCAGCAGGUGCCCCGGGCGCCGGGCCGCGGGGGAGCCGCCGCGGGGCGGGGGUGCGGGCUGGAGCGGCCGAGCCAGCUACACGGCCUGGGGCCGGGGCCGGGGCCCGGCCCCGGCCCGCCGCCUCCCGCCUUCCCGGGAGGCUCCGGCCCCGGCCCGGCGGCGGCCCGCACCGACAAGGAGACGGUGUAUGAGUGGUUCGGGCUGGUGCUGGGCUCGGCGCAGCGGCUGGAGUUCAUGGUGGGGCUGCUGGACCUGUGCAACCCGCUGGAGCUGCGCUUCCUUGGCUCCUGCUUGGAGGACCUGGCCCGCAAGGACUACCACUGCCUCCGCGACUCGGAGGCCAAGGCCAACGGGCUGAGUGACCCCGGGCAGCUGGGCGACUUCCGCGACCCGGCCGUGCGUUCCAAGCUCAUCGUCUACCUGGCCCUGCUGGGCUCCGAGAACCGCGAGGCGGCCGGCCGCCUGCACCGCCUCCUGCCCCAGGUGGACUCCAUCCUGCAGAGCUGCCCGGCGCGGCGGCCUCGGGCGGGCGCCGCCGAGGAGGAGGGGGCCGAGGACGAGGAGGAGGUGGUGAUGGUGAUGGACGGGGCCGGAGAGAACGGACAGGGCCCUCUCCCCGCCGCCCAGGGCCUGGGCUUCGGCGCGCAGGAGGAACUGCUCCUGCUCUUCACCAUGGCCUCGCUGCACCCGGCCUUCUCCUUCCACCAGCGGGUCACGCUGCGAGAGCACCUAGAACGCCUGCGGAGGGCCCUGUGCGGGGACCAGGAGGAGGAAGAGGGCUUCGGCCGCCACCGGGCCCAGGAUGACUUUUCCCGCAGUGAUUGCACGUCAGGUAAUGAGACCAGUUUGCUAGAACGGACCACAGCACCUCAUGAUGGACUACCAGUGGCUUCCCAUAGACCUCAGCGAGAAGCUGUACACAUUGAGAAGAUAACCCUGAAAGGAGUACCAAGAAAAAGGGCUGACAAACAUCUGGAGUACACAUUCAAAGUAACGUGGUCCGACCUUUCGGUAACGUGUGUAACAAAAACACACCAGGAGCUUCAGGAAUUCCUACUAAAACUUCCAAAGGAACUGUCUUCUGAAGCAUUUGACAAGACCAUUUUAAGAGCACUAAAUCAGGGUUUUCAGAAGAGGGAAGAACGAAGGCAUGCUGAUCUUGAGCCCAUAAUCAGGCAGCUAUUUUCAAAUACAUCACAAGCUUUUCUGCAGAAUCAGAGAGUAUACAACUUCUUCCAAUCAAUUUCAUCAGAAUCUUUGCACACUCACAGUAACUUACAACCCUCUUUGAAGACGGUUAAAGCACCAGAACACUUCAAGGAGGACAGUUCAGAAGCUUCAAGUCAGGAGGAAGAUGUAAUGCAACACGCAGCAGUCCACAAGAAACAUAAUGGAAAAAGUCCUGUUGCCAACAGCACUAGCAGUGCAAAGUGUUCUUCACUGGAUAGCCUUAACAUACAGCACUCUGAGCAAAAUGGGGUAAUGGACUGGAGAAGGAAAACCUGUAUUGUCCAGCAGCACCCAGAGCACUGUACAAACAUACUUGACCAGCAUACAGGGGAAAAACGGAGCUUAUCUGCAGUAAGCAAGAAGAAGGGAAAGCCACAGCUGGAAAAGGAGAAAGCAAAGAAGGCUGAGUGCCGGCUGAAUAACAGGACAAAUGGAGUUAGAGUUGCAGCAUCACAGCACAUCCGUGCAGGGACAGCAAAAGAUCUGAAUUUGGACACUGGAUCUGGUCACGAUACGUGUGGAGAAACAUCAUCUGAAAGUUACAGUUCUCCUUCUAGUCCACGACAUGAUGGGAGGGAAAGCUUUGACAGUGAAGAAGAAAAAGACAGAGACACGGACAGCAAUUCUGAGGACUCUGGAAAUCAAAAUGCAGCCAGGUUCACAGGCUACAGUGCUGUCAGCUCCUCAAACAUGAACAAAUCGUCUGCUCAGAUCUCUUCAGCGACUAACGAAAACGGAAGCCUUUCGGAAGAUCCUUUGAAUGCCAAGUUUCAACACAUCUCCUUCAUGCCUGCCUUACACUGUGUGAUGCACAGCACUGCCCAAAAGCCUGAAGCGGUCGUCCCGCCCCCCAUAUCCGCAGAUGGGAAGACGAUGGGAAUGCUCGUUACCACGCCUGUUGCUGUCUCACCGGUGAGAGAGUCCGCAAAUUCACCUCCUGGUGGAAUGGGCCCAGUGACUUCUGGCGAGCCUGAGAAACGCCUCGAGCUGAUGGCUUCCCCUUUGCCAGUCCCAUCCACUUUUCUCCCGCAUUCUGUCCAGCCUGGUAGCCCUGCUUUGCAUUUGGCAAUACACAGAUUGAAAAUGCCCUCUCCACAGGGAUCGUCGGAAAGUUGCACGGUUAAUGGACCACAGCAGCCAACAGGAAACUUAAGCAUUGGAUCACCAAAUACUGCCUUUAUCCCAGUCCACAAUCCAGGUAGUUUCCCAGGAUCCCCAGUUCCUACUACAGAUCCCAUCACAAAACCCGCAUCCCAGGUGGUAGGACUGAAUCAAAUGGUGCCUCACAUUGAGGGAAACCCAGGAGCAAUCCCUCAGCCUACCAAUCUGAAGGUAGUUCUUCCAGCAGCUGGUCUCUCCACAGCAGCACCGCCACCUCCACCAGCUUCGUACGCUUUGCCAGGCAGUCCUCAUGCUACCAGCGUGUUGCCCAACCAGAACACAAACGUGCUGAACACUGUAGCAGCCUCCUCACCACCUCAGUCAGCUGGUUUAGGUGUUGGUCAGAUCCAGUCGUCCGUUCCUCCUGCAAUUCCUACGCACACGCCAGGCCCUGCCCCUAGCCCGAGCCCCGCUUUAACACACAGCACUGCACAGAGCGACAGCACAUCCUACAUAAACGCUGUUGGAAAUAACAACACUAACGGGACAAUGUUACCUCCACAGCAGCUGGGAUCUGGUCCUUGUGGUUCUUGUGGACGCAGGUGUAGCUGUGGGACCAAUGGAAGCCUUCAGAUUAAUAGCUAUUUUUAUCAUAACCCACUUCAUGGACAAGUCUACAGAGUUCCAUCUUUCUUCACUCUGCCAUCACUUUGCAAUGGCAGCUACCUCAAUCAAGCACAUCAAAGCAAUGGAACGCAACUUCCUUUCUUCCUGCCUCAGUCUCCGUAUGCAAACGGGCUUAUGCAUGACCCAGUAAUGGGGAGCCAAGCCAACUAUGGUAUGCAGCAGAUGGCAGGAUUUGGGAGGUUCUAUCCCGUAUAUCCAGCACCUAACGUAGUUGCCAACACAAAUGGGUCAGGACCCAAGAAGAAUGGGAACGUUUCAUGUUACAAUUGUGGUGUAAGUGGACACUAUGCGCAGGACUGUAAGCAGUCAUCCAUGGAGGCCAGUCAACAAGGCACUUACAGACUGAGAUACGCACCUCCCCCUCCCCCUUCCAAUGAUACCUUGGAUUCUGCAGACUGAAACAACUCUUUUGCAGGACGCACGCAGGCCCCAGCACGAGAGCGGGCAGCUGAGCAGCAGCAAGGCUUCGGGUGGAAACCUCUCGGGACUUGAGCAGCUCCUUGCUACCCAGCUCUGCUCUGAGGUGCACGCUGACAAUGAUUUCCAGGUAUUUCAAAGUGUGUGUGCAAAUCGGGAAGCCUUGGCCUCUGUCGCUGGAUGAAAUAAAGAUUUUGAAUGAAAA
Tympanuchus pallidicinctus (lesser prairie-chicken) is the source of this 3802-nucleotide messenger RNA. RefSeq names its product zinc finger CCHC-type containing 2 (gene ZCCHC2). Gene Ontology annotation, molecular function: zinc ion binding; nucleic acid binding; phosphatidylinositol binding. The record is from RefSeq and is a predicted model, not a curated record. Bases 16 to 3579 code for a protein of 1187 amino acids. The transcript is spliced from 15 exons. Lineage: Eukaryota; Metazoa; Chordata; Aves; Galliformes; Phasianidae.